AGUCCUUCUAUAUAUAAGACCUUUCGACCCAACAAACUCAUCUGAAAUACUAACGCAAGGUUUCUUCCUUUACUAAUCCAAUCCACCACCGACCAUGGCGUGGAUCAGAGGCCGCACUCUCGGCUGUGGCUCUUCCGCCACCGUCUCCCUGGCUAUGCAACGCCAGUCUGGUGAGGCUUUUGCUGUGAAAUCUGUGGAGUUCUCGAGAUCGGGAUUCUUACAAAGAGAGCAGAGCAUCCUUUCUCGGAUUAAGUGUUCACAAAUAGUUGGGUAUCUUGGCUGCGAUGUCACAAAUGAGGAUGGUCAGCUCGUCUACAAUCUCUUCAUGGAGUAUGUCUCCGGUGGCACUCUCACUGACUCAAUUCGAGACCAAGGUGGUCGCCUUGAUGAGUCUGCGAUCCGGUCUCACACUCGAGUGAUUCUGCAGGGGUUGGAUUACCUUCACUCUCGUGGGCUCGUGCAUUGUGACAUUAAGGGUCGGAAUGUCUUGGUUGGGCAAAAUGGAACCAAAAUUGCCGACUUGGGUUGCGCGAGGUGGGUUACGGAGCAGCCUCCAGCGAUGGCGAUUGCAGGGACCCCUGUUUUCAUGGCACCUGAAGUUGCCCGAGGUGAGGAACAGAGCUUCCCUGCCGACGUCUGGGCUCUUGGUUGUACCAUAAUUGAAAUGGCCACAGGACGUCCUCCAUGGCCGGAUGUUGCAGACCCGGUCUCUGCACUUCAUCGGAUCGCAUUCUCCUCCGAUAUGCCGGAUUUCCCAAAUUUCCUGUCAGAGGAAGCAAAAGACUUUCUGGACAAAUGCCUCAGGAGAGACCCAAAUGAGCGAUGGACGGUUCAGGAGCUUCUUAAGCACCCAUUUCUCGAAGUGGGUUCCGGUGGACAAUUGAAUUUGAAGCGAAUUCAGAGCUCUACCUCAGCAACUUCUCCGAUCAGCAUACUCGAUCAUGGCUUCUGGGAAUCGGUGGAGGAAUCCGAGACAGAGGCAGAACCAGACAUACCAGUAGUUCAGAUUCCCAACCAAUUGGGAUUGGGUAAUUCUUCAAAUUCUCCGUCAGAAAGAAUCCGGCGACUGAUCGGAGACAUCCCAUCUUCUUCUUCUCCAACCCCAAGACUACCCAAUUGGACAUGGGACGAAGAUUGGGUCACAGUAAGAAGAAAUAACCACGCGGAACAAGUUGUUUCUAUGAGCCAUGAUCGAACCAUGACGCCCACAGAUGUACACGCGGAGACUAGCAGGUCCUCCGCGUAUACAGACUUGAUUAGUGACGAAGAAGAACUGGAGUUACUUGGAAGGAGGAGUUCCGUGAUUAAUGAACAACCCAUCCACUACUCUGUAAAUAGCAGUAAUUUCAUUAGUAGUAGCAGCCAAGGAAGCUUAUCUAUGGCAUGUAAAUUUGUUAAAAGCGAAAACAAAUUUUUAGUUUCUUCAAUUUCAAUUCUUUUAUGAACCAAACAAGUAUCAUAUUCUGAUAA
Messenger RNA from Macadamia integrifolia, 1470 nucleotides. Its product is annotated as mitogen-activated protein kinase kinase kinase 18-like. Lineage: Eukaryota; Viridiplantae; Streptophyta; Magnoliopsida; Proteales; Proteaceae. Gene Ontology annotation, biological process: protein phosphorylation. The transcript has a single exon. The record is from RefSeq and is a predicted model, not a curated record. Gene Ontology annotation, molecular function: ATP binding; protein kinase activity. Bases 95 to 1444 code for a protein of 449 amino acids.